Molecule: messenger RNA, 1548 nt
Organism: Brassica napus (rape)
Lineage: Eukaryota; Viridiplantae; Streptophyta; Magnoliopsida; Brassicales; Brassicaceae
Exons: 1
Coding region: 1-1548 (515 amino acids)
Source: RefSeq, a predicted model, not a curated record
AUGGCGACGAGCAACGACGGUUUUUCCUCUGGAGAAGAGCGUGAAGCUCCCGAAACGACACCUGCGUCAUUUACGACUCCGGCGCCGCUACCACCCGCAUCCAUAGAAACUAUCAUGGCGCGCCUUGCACAACAUGACGCAGCCCAGAAGGCGGCGACCGACCAAAUCGCAGCGCUCGUAAAAAUCUUAGCCCCUCUCGCUGUGAACGUGGAAGCUUCGACGGUGCAGUACCGGAGACAUCUGUUUAAUACAGAUAGAGCGACCGGCGCGACACCGGCGCAUCCUGGAGAUCAAGAUGUCAACGACGGCGAUACGGCUCAAAACCCUGGAGGUCUUGACGCACACACCGUAAACGAACUAGCCGCGUUAAAGCAAUCAAUGCUCGAUAUACACUCCAAGAUUCACAACGUAACGACGUCAGCUUCACAAAUCGAACGUGUCCUCGCAGAAUCUCUCCGGACGCCGUUCACAGAGAAAAUAACGAAGGUUCAACUCCGAAAGAUGGAAAAGCUCCGUCUUCCGACCUUCGACGGUGUUUUCGACCCUUCUGCCCACAUCACGUCCUUCAACAUUGCGAUGCGACGCGCAAACCUCUCUGACGAAGAAAAAGACGCUGGCUUUUGUCAGCUUUUCGUCGAAAACCUAGAAGGAGUUGCUCUCAACUGGUUCACCGGCCUCCAAGAGAACUCCAUCAGCAGCUUUCACGACCUCUCGACGGCUUUCCUCAAGAACUAUAUCAUGUUUACUCGUCAGGAAGCCACCGCCACGGAUCUCUGGAAUCUCAACCACGCUAACGGGCAAAGCCUGAGGGAUUUCAUGGAGGAGUUUAAAUAUGUCGUCUCGAAAGUCGACGUACCAGACCACAUAAUUGUGGAAUCGUUGAUGAACACCCUCCAUAUUAAAUCACCGUUCCGAGCUGACCUCUACCGGCAUCUGACGAGAUCCGUACCAGAUGCUAUCGCCCGAUUAAACAACUUCAUCUGUAUGGAAGAAGACACCAGGGCGAAGGCGGCGGCGAAAGAAGCGGCAGGAAAACAAACGCCCGCCCGAACUAACGACACUCGUCAGGAGCCUCGCCAGCAUUCUGUAGGUGGGAAACUCAACCAAAAGAGGGGUUACAUGAACGUAGUGGACGAAGAAGAGCCAUCAGGCUCUGCAGUUGUCGUGCGAGAGAAGGGAUGGAAUCAUUGGGAUCAAGACACUGCGCAGAAGACAUCCAGUUCCUCUGAACCAACGAGUUCAAACGCUGCCGAGCCUGACAAGUGGUGCUCGUAUCACAAAGUCAAGUCCCACGACACGAAGGAUUGCAAGGUUCGUUAUGGACAUUUCCUCGAGUCGAUAGCCAGUGGCAAAAUCGAGAUAGAAUCUCCCCCGCAGAAGCCGAAAAACAAUAAAAGCUGGAGGAAAAACAAAGAGAAGAAAACUCAGAAGUCUCAAGCCAGGGCUCCUCAAAACGAAGAACGAGCUAGCCCCGAGAGAGCACCAGUGAACAACGUCAAUCCCGAGGACGAGUCAACCGAUGAGGAACGACCGAAGAACCGACAGUGA